Molecule: messenger RNA, 6210 nt
Organism: Meleagris gallopavo (turkey)
Lineage: Eukaryota; Metazoa; Chordata; Aves; Galliformes; Phasianidae
Source: RefSeq, a predicted model, not a curated record
UCUCACCAGUGCUCUGAAACAGAGGAAUCAAUGGUCUGCGUUGGCCAUUAGCGCUUAAAAUACCCAAACCUGACACCAACUAAUUAAAUUCUGAUAAAAGAGGUAAUCAGGAUGCAGUGCUCCUAAAGUCCUGCUCCACAGUGCAUGAGGAUGAGGAGGUGCAGGCAGCACAAGAGCAGCUCACAAGCUUCCUUCCAACUGCCGUGUGUCUGUCCUGCCUUUGUUCCUCUUCUGGGUUUGAUCAACUGUUACGGGAUGGGGAGGAAAAAAAGAUCAGAUUGACACUAAAAAGUUCUUAGGGACGUCUGCCCAAGGCACUGAGUGCUGUACCAGGAACCACAGACACAAGAGCCGCAGAGCAUUGCGUGUGUUAUCUGUUAUCUGCUGGUGUGGUCCCAAAUCCUGUGUCUCUAUUCUGUCUUUCAGGUGCCCUUUCCCCCAGCUCCCCCCCAUACUUCCCUUUUUAAAUCACCCCGCGAUUCUUCCUCCUUUCCCUCCACCCUUUGUACGUUCUGGGUUUGGGAGUUUUAGCAAAGAUCCCCUCACAAAAAAGCCGAAAACCCAACGAGAGCAUUUUGGGGGAAGCUCCCAGCAGGGUAAUUCCCAACGUGACGUGCCUUAACCCUCUUUUUCUCCGGUGCUUUUUAUGUUGGGUUUUGGGUAACAGAGACACAAACGUGACGUCUUUUGCUUCGGUUAUUUUCGUGACUGCAUUGUGAGCAGGAGCUCAGCUCUUGCAGGAGUCAGUGGCACUGGGACAGGACAUCUGAAGAACCUCGUGGAGCUCCUUACCACCUUCCUUCCCCCACCAAACCAUGCACCAUGCAGCUGUGAAACAUCGCGGCGCUUUGCUUCGCUAACAGAAAGCAUUCAAAUACUGCUCUGUCAUUCUACAAGAGUUCACCCCAGUGCUGUUGGAAGACCAAGAGCAGGGCACUGCUGUGCUGCCCUCAGACUGUUGAUGUCCUCAGCUGCUGCAGGAAAAGCACCAGAGCUGGAACCCAGUUUGUUACUGGACUUGUGGAAGAGGAAACACAAAGACUUCCAAAUGAAUAACCGAAAGGAAGAUAUGGAGAUUGCCUCCCACUACCGGCACCUGCUUCGGGAGCUCAACGAGCAGCGGCAGCACGGCAUCCUUUGCGACGUCUGCAUCAUCGUGGAGGGGAAGAUCUUCAAGGCUCACAAAAACGUUCUGCUCGGGAGCAGUCGCUACUUCAAAACGCUGUACUGCCAGGUACAGAAAACCUCCGACCAGGCCACGGUCACCCACUUAGACAUUGUCACUGCACAAGGCUUUAAGGCAAUCAUUGACUUCAUGUAUUCUGCACACCUAGCGCUGACCAGCAGGAACGUCAUCGAGGUGAUGUCUGCUGCCAGCUAUCUGCAGAUGACGGAUAUCGUGCAGGCCUGCCACAACUUCAUCAAGGCAGCUCUGGACAUAAGCAUCAAGUCAGAUGCCUCGGAUGACCUUGUGGACUACGAGCUGGGAGCCCCCUCCAGCAGCAGCACGGACGCUCUGAUCUCAGCAGUGGUGGCUGGCAGGAGCAUAUCGCCAUGGCUGGCUCGGAGGACGAGUCCAGCAAACUCUUCAGGAGAUUCUGCUAUCGCCAGCUGCCACGAAGGAGGGAGCAGUUAUGGGAAGGAGGAUCCGGAACCAAAAACUGACAGCCACGAAGACGUUUCAUCCCAGUCUCUUUGGUCUAGUGACAUGGGCUAUGGGUCUUUACGUAUCAAAGAGGAACAGGUUUCUCCCUCUCAUUAUGGAGGGAAUGAACUGCAUUCUGCCAAGGAUAGUGCAAUACAGAACGCUUUCUCAGAACAAGGAGUGGGGGAUGGCUGGCAGCCCACGGGGCGCAGGAAGAACAGGAAAAAUAAGGAAACUGUGCGUCACAUUACACAGCAAGUAGAGGAUGACAGCAGAGCGAGUUCUCCAAUGCCAUCUUUUUUACCUGCCUCAGGAUGGCCAUACAGCAGUCGGGAUCCAAGUGCUGAGGUGACGGCAGCAGAGCCCAGCAGCUCGGACAGCCGGGGGGAGCGGCCGGACCCGUUUGUACACACCGAGGAGCAGCUGCUGGGUGCUGGGGAGGGCAGCUACCUGCCGCAGCCCCCCCUGGACAGGGAGGAUGCACUGCAAGCUGCCACCGUCGCCAACCUGCGCGCAGCGCUGAUGAGCAAGAACAGCUUGCUGUCGCUGAAGGCCGACGUGCUGGGCGACGACAGCUCCCUGCUCUUCGAGUACUUACCCAAAGGCACGCACUCUCUCUCUCGGCCUGGCACCAACUGGAGUCGUUCCAGGGGCGAAUGUGAUGGCAAAGUGGAAGCUGCGUCCCCCCCGCUGCCUGCAGCACACCUUGCCACUCAGAGCCCCCCUGCCAGCUGCUCCUCUGGUGACAUGUCACCAGAAGCCACCACGAAAGGAGAGCUGCCCUCCUCCACCCAGGCUGCUUACGAUGGGUUUCUGGCACUUUGGCCAUUUGAUAACUCUGACUCAGAUGCGUGUUUGAGGUCAGAAGACACGGACGUAACCCACGACAGCCUAUUCCCAGACUCAGCCCUGCCCAAGGGACUGACCUGCGGCUUCUGCAGGAGGGUCUUUGAGCGUGCCGAGGAGCUGCAGGAGCACAUCCACGGGCACAUCUACCAGCACGAGGCUGCCCUCUCCCUGCUGCUCCCUCUGGAUGCCCAUACACGGCCCGGCCUGCUGGGCACCGUGCCUCCCAGCCGCUUCCAGUGCGCCCAGUGCCCCGCCAGCUUCACGCUCAAAUCCAACAUGGACCGCCACGAGAAGACCAUCCACUUCAACUUCAACGAGUUCACAGUGAUCAGGAAGAAAUUCAAGUGCCCAUACUGCAGCUUCUCUGCCAUGCAUCAGUGCAUCCUGAAAAGACACAUGCGGUCCCACACGGGAGAGCGGCCUUACCCCUGUGAGAUCUGUGGGAAGAAGUUCACGCGUCGGGAGCACAUGAAGAGGCACACACUGGUGCACAGCAAGGACAAGAAGUACGUCUGCAAGGUGUGCAACCGGGUGUUCAUGUCUGCAGCCAGCGUGGGCAUCAAGCACGGCUCCCGCCGGCACGGCGUCUGCGCCGACUGCUCGGGGCGCAGCAUGGCCGGGCACCUGGAGCCCAGCGGGGCCGAGGGGUCCCCCGAGGAGCUGUACCCUGGGGAGGGGUCGUACAUGGAAGACCCGGAUGACAUCAAGGUGGAGGGAGACGAGGAGAUGGGAGACGACGAUGACAUCAAAUGGAAGGAUGAUGUGGGCAUGGCGCACGACGACGUGAUUUUGGAUGAUGACAAAGACGUCGACUCCUCGCAGGAGAACUCUGGGGAGAACGACAAGGAUUUUACCUGGAUUUCUUAGGGAUCCUUUUGUCACGUUCUGUUGUUUGUAGGGGGAGGGAGGGCAGGGGAGGAAGGAGUAUGUUGGAAAAACUACAUAGCCUUGUUGUCGUCCACGUGUGCAAAACUAUUUGUGUUUUCUAAACGAGUCCUACUCUGUUCCACUUGGAUGUGUGUUAGCAACACGGCCCCGCCGCCUGCUGUUCCUCCUCGAUCCUGCAUGGGGAUCCUAUGGGCACGUGCCCCCGUCCCACCCUGCAUUGAGCUCCAGGAGAUGCUGUGUCCAAAGUAGGUUUUGGGUGGUGGUUAACACCUUUUCUAUGUGUUAACAUCCCGACAGCAGUGGAAUUGCAAACUAAAGGUGGUGCGAACGAAUGGGUGCACGUUUCCGAGGGCUUCCCCUAUUGAUGCAGGCCUUUUGCAAGUUAUUUAAAGAGGGUUUUUAUUGUUGUUUUUUUUUACCGAGCCAAAUAGAUCAAAAGGCAAGUGGGAUUGCAGCCUUACAAUUCUUGUCAUAAAAGUAGAUUUUUAGCUUCCAAAAGGAUCACCAUCAAAAAAGAUCAUGGCAUUUCUAGGACCCAGUGGUGUCGUACCCGUGUCCUGUCUUCCAGCCUUGCGUCUCCGUGCCCACCGAUGGGUGCUGGCAUUUUCAUGAACUCUUUGCUAUAAGGACACAGGGAAUUGUCUACCUGUCGGCGUUUUCCACAGAUAUUUUCACUUUUCUCCCUUUGCUCAGCUGCCUUUCUCACAAAUAUAUGCAAACGGUAGGAAAAGCGAGAACCUUUAGGAUGAACUGUGAAACACGGGACACCGAGGUGAGGAGACCCAAAAUCCUGCUGGGAUCUCACCUGGGUGGGCUUCAGUCCUUCGUUGGUAGGCGUGAAAGCUAUUAAGGAAACCUUCAAUCUCAGCUGCACUGGUUUCAUGUAAAUUUGCAAAUAAAAUGUUUUUAUGAGAACCAGGUUUCUCUCCUGGCGUGUCUCGGAAAGGUUUGGGUGGCUCCAAGUGGUUGGAUGCUCCGUGUCCAUACCGAGCAUCACUGCCUUCUUCCAACCCCAAGGAAACGACGGCGCAGUGCACUGGAGGGGUCUUACUGGCGAGAAGAAGUCCGUGUUACCUUUCACCUCUUUGCUUCUGGUGCUUUUUUUUUAAAAACAAGGCAAAAAAAAAAAACAACCUGAAAAAGCUGAAAACCUCACUCUUUCCUCGCUACGGAGCAAUUUUCUACGCUGUCUGUGAUGACACUCUUUGAAACCUGCCACAAAGAACAACCUGGUGCCGAUAGCCAAAUGACUCCAAGGUGCUAUUUAUUAUCCUCCGGCGGUGGGAAGGCGAUCUCGGUGGGGAGGGAGGUUCUUACAGGUGUUGGUUUCAAUGGAAGCAUGGUUCUGCUCGGCAGGAAAACAGGCUUUGUGGUACCAUCACCCCAACCAAUCCCUCGGGGUCGGAGCUGCUGGCUGCCAGCACUGCUCUCUGCAGUUCCAUGCAGACAUCUGUGUGCAUUUCUGUUGGGGUUGGUGCACGUUGGGAAUUGGUGCAUGUGUCCAACUGCUGCCAUCAGUGCUCAUCCCUGUGUGCAUAGGGCUGCAGUGGGGGGUCGUGCAGAAACGUUUUCAUUGAGCUGUACAAACCUUCAUUUUGCAUUGUAACUCCAGGUCGAGCCCCACUGCCGUGUUUGAACAGACAAAAGCAAUCCCCGUGUUCUACCGUCAGCCUUCACAACUGUCCUCAAGGCCCCAGAGCUGCCCAACCCGGUGCCAGGCAGCUCUCAGCUCCCACAGAUGUGUAUUUAUUGUCAGCCCUGUACAUAGGAGGGGCCUCGCAGCCCCCACUUCCUUGUAGACAAAUGCAUACAGUACUUACAGAUGGCUGUAGCUUUGCUUUUAUAUGUAAAUCUAUUUAAAAACAGAACCUGUACACCCAACCCCUGCCCCCUUUUUUCUGUGACAUUCCAUCCCACACCACAAGAGCCGGGAGUCCCCCCAUCCCCUCUUAAAGCCUGGGGUGACCCCAGCUUUGCUUCAUAUUUGGAAACGUUUCCCAUUUUUCCUUCCUUUCCUUUUCGGACAUUGAGCCCAGCAGCACCAACUGGGUGCACUCUCAGAGCUGAGGAUGCAAAAGAGGUUAAAAAUGAAUUUAAAAAGGAAGCUCCACAGAAAAGCUAACACAGUGUGUUAGCAUUAUCAUCAGCACCACUCCUCUAUGGGGUUGCACUGCGUACCAAACAGAGCCUCUGACCCAUGGUAAGUGCCAGAGCUUCACUGCCCUGUUAGGAAGGGAACUCCAUGCAAAUGCAAAAACUGGAAUCCUUGCAAUAUUACAAACGAGAUGACCUUAUUUUCUCUCAUUCUGUGACUCCUACAAAAGCCAUACUGAAUGGUUCUCUGUACGUUUCGGUUGCCCUGCGCUGCGUUUUGGGUUCCUGCCUUCAUUUUUAGUUCUGCGUAGUACGAGUGCUGUGUGUGUGCUCCCAUCUCUAUUUAUUUUUCAACGUGCUUUAAACCUGUCUGCAGAAAUAAAGCUGAACAGAAAGAGGGCGGCGUUCGAAGAUGAUGAUGAUGAAUUAUUUCCUUUUGCUGGGAAUAUUCUAUAUUAUAACUGACUUUAUAAUAAUUAUUAUAAAACCUGUGUUUGUACUGAAGAUGUGUUUAAUAUUUCGGGGGAGGAGAUUUUGGUCUCAGAGGUCAGCAGAGGACGUGGCUGUGUUGUACUGAUUCCCUGUCGAUGUAGUUCAGCUGAUAGGACCUUCCUUUGGUCUCUGUCUGCCUGGCACCCAGAGCUGUGCCCUUUGAGUAUACAUACAUUGUGAUGGGACUUAGCGUAGACAUACGUGCAGAAAUCAAUCCCUUUCAAUAAAUCGGGGAAAUUGCU